Messenger RNA from Eutrema salsugineum, 2271 nucleotides. Its product is annotated as ribonucleoside-diphosphate reductase large subunit. Gene Ontology annotation, molecular function: ribonucleoside-diphosphate reductase activity, thioredoxin disulfide as acceptor; ATP binding. The record is from RefSeq and is a predicted model, not a curated record. Gene Ontology annotation, cellular component: ribonucleoside-diphosphate reductase complex. Gene Ontology annotation, biological process: DNA replication; deoxyribonucleotide biosynthetic process. Lineage: Eukaryota; Viridiplantae; Streptophyta; Magnoliopsida; Brassicales; Brassicaceae.
AUGUAUGUGGUGAAGCGCGACGGAAGGUAGGAAGCCGUUCACUUCAAUAAGAUCACUGCACUACUUAAGAAAUUUAGUUAUGGGCUAAGCAGCGACCACUUUGACCCUGUCCUCAUUGCUCAGAAAGUCUGUGUUGGUGUCUAUAAAGGAGAACUCGACGAGUUGGCUGUUGAGAUUGCUGCUGCUAUGACUUGUAACCAUGAAUAUGCCUCUCUGAGGAUUCUGCUCUCUCUCUUUCUUGCUGCUAGGAUUGCUGUCUCAAAUCUCUACAAAAACACUAAGAAAUCAUUUUCUGAGACGGUUAAGGACAUGUACAAUCAUGUCAAUGAGAGAUCUGGACUGGAAACUCCUCUAAUAGGUGAUGAUGUAUUUGAGAUAAUAAUGAAGAACACUGCUCGUCUGGACAGUGAAAUCAUCUACGACCGUGAUUUUGAAUAUGAUUACUUUGAAUUUAAAACUCUUGAGAGAUCGUACCUCUUAAAAGUCCAAGGGAAAGUUGUUGAAAGGCCUCAACACAUGCUGAUGAGGGUUGUUGUUGGUAUCCACAAGGACGAUGUUGAUUCUACAAUCAAGACUUACUAUAUGAUGUCGAAGAGAUGGUUCACUCAUGCGUCUCCUAAUCUCUUCACCGGAACUCCAAGGCCUCAUUUAAGCAGCUGCUUUCUGAUAUGCAUGAAAGAUGACAGCAUUGAAGGCAUAUAUGAAACACUCAAAGAGUGUGCUGUUAUAAGUAAAUCUGCUGGGGGUAUUGGUGUUUCAGUUCAUAAUAUCUGUGCAACUGGAAGUUACAUUCGUGGCACAAAUGGAAUGUCUAACGAUAUUGUUCCAAUGCUAUGUGUAUUCAACGACACUGCUCGUUAUGUUGACCAAGGAAGAGGCAAGAGAAAGGGAGUCUUUGAUGUAUACUUGGAGCCAUGGCAUGCUGAUAUCUUUGAGUUUUUGGAGCUGCGGAAGAACCAUGGAAAGGAGUAACACAGGGCUAGAGACUUGUUUUAUGCUUUUUGGGUUCCAGAGCUUUUCAUGGAGAGAGUCCACAAUAAUAGGCAGUGGUCACUGUUUUGUCCUAAUGAAGCUCUGGGUUUGGCAGAUUGCUGGGGCGCCGAGUUUGAGAAACUCUACACUAAGUAUGAAAGAGAGGUGAAGGAUUUCAUCCAUUUUGCGCUCCAUGUAACAUUCUUCAUCUCACAACAUGACAUUCCAUUGGACUCUCAUCCACCGCAGCUUGCUGGCAGUUUGGGCUCAAUAAAUCAUCACUUUGAUUUUGAUAAGUUAGCAGAUGUGACUGCUAGUGUUACCAUUAAUCACAAUAAAAUAAUAGAUGUGAAUUACUAUCCUGUAGAGACUGUAAAAACGUCAAACAUACGUCAUAGACCUAUUGGUAUUGGUGUACAAGGUCUUGCAGAUGCUUUUAUCCUUCUUGGAAUGCCAUUUGAUUCUCCAAAGGCUCAACAACUGAAUAAGGACAUUUUCGAAAUCAUAUACUAUCAUGCACUCAAAGCAUCUUCACAACUUGCCGCUAGAGAUGGUAGCUAUGAGACAUACAAAGGAAGUCUCGUGAGUAAGGGAAUUCUUUAACCUGACAUGUGGAAUGUAACUCCAUCAAACCGUUGGGAUUGGGCUUCCCUAAGGGAUAUGAUAUCAAAGAAUGGAGUAAGGAACUCUUUUUUAGUAGCACCUUUGCCAACUGCUUCAACCAGUCAGAUUUUCGGGAAUAAUGAAUGUUUUGAGCCAUAUACCUCAAACGUCUACAGCCGCAGAGUCUUGAGUGGGGAAUCUGUAGUGGUGAAUAAGCAUCUUCUCCAUGACUUAACUGACAUGGGACUUUGGACUCCGACACUAAAAAACAAGAUAAUUUAUGAGAAAGGUUCUAUAGUAAAUGUCCCGAAGAUACCUGAUGAUUUGAAGGCGAUAUACAGGACUGUCUGGGAGAUUAAACAAAGAACAAUAGUGGACAUGGCUGUUGACCGUGGGUGUUACAUAGAUCAAAGCCAAAGCUUGAACAUACACAUGGACAAACCCAAUUUUGCGAAACUCACUUGCUUGCAUUUCCAUGCGUGGAAAAAGAUAUAAGGUUUGAAAACUGGGAUGUAUUACCUGCGAUCACGUGCUGCAGCAGAUGCGAUAACAGUUGACUCAACCAUGCUCAAGGAGAAGCUGAGUGUAAUAGCCGAAGGAGACAAGCAAGUAAAGGAAGAGGACAACGAAACUAAAAUGGCACAGAUGGUUUGUUCCUUGACAAACCCUGACGAUUGUCUCGCCUGUGGAAGUUAA